This is a messenger RNA of Triticum dicoccoides, 2271 nucleotides long. Its product is annotated as TATA-binding protein-associated factor 2N-like. NCBI's taxonomy places the organism in Eukaryota, Viridiplantae, Streptophyta, Magnoliopsida, Poales, Poaceae. The record is from RefSeq and is a predicted model, not a curated record. The transcript has 5 exons. Gene Ontology annotation, cellular component: nucleus; cytoplasm. The coding region runs from base 108 to 2120 and encodes 670 amino acids. Gene Ontology annotation, molecular function: RNA binding.
AACCAAACCCACCAAGCCCCCGAUCCCGAAGCCGCGUCCACCAAAUCAGCCUCGACUCGACGAGGGUUUAGGGGGAAGAGGCGCGCGGAGAACCCUAGCCGCCGCCGAUGGGGAUCUUCGACCUGCUCGACCUGGCCGACGGCGCCUCGGGCGACGAGGCCGUAGCCCGCGUCGUCAAGAAGGUCGUCCCGCCCGACGACCCCGACAAGCCCACCAAGGCCGCCAAGAAGGCCGCCGCCGCCGCCGCCAAGGACGCCGCCGCCAACCCCCCCAAGGACGACCACCCGCCCCACCACCACGACCAGCAGCAGCACUACCCCCAAGAGGGUGGAAACUAUUACCAAAGGGAGGGCAACUUUGGUGGAGGCCGUGGCAGAGGCCAGGGCUACUAUGGUGGUGGUGGUGGCAGAGGAGGCCGUGGAAGGGGACGUGGGGCCGGAUCCAGUCGUGUCUUUGAGGAUGCCAACGGUCGUUUCUAUCACGAUGGCUAUCAACGUGUCUACCUCACCAACGACCGUCCAUACUAUGGCAAUGGCAACGGCAACCGCGACUACAACAACAACAACGGCAACGGAGGUGGCUACAACCAGGCCCCUGACUCUAACUACCGCAAUGGUGGUGAGGGCCAGAGGUACGGCAAUGAUGACAGGCAGUACGGGAGGGACAACAUGAAGUACGUUCCUAAGAGCAAGCCAUCCUCUGUGGCUGCUUCUGAUGUUGAUACCAAGUCUGAAGGCAAGGUGGAGCCUGCUGCUGUGGAGAAGCAGGAGGAAGCCCCUGCUGCUCAGAAUGUUGCUUCUGAAUCUGACAAGUCUACAGGGGAUGUGCAAAAAGAUGAUUCUAAGAAGGAAGAGGGAGAGGGUGCCGAAAAGAAGCCAGAGGGAGAAUGCGCUGAUAAGGAGGGAGAUGGCGCCGAGAAGAAGGAGAAGACCAAUAAGGCCAAGUGCAUCAGUGGCUCUGUCAAGAGGAAGCUCAAGAAGCAAAAGCCUAAGAAGGAAGACUCUAAUGGCGAUGCUCCUAAUGAGACCACUGCUGAGAAAGAGCAGGAGGCUCCCAUCGAACAAGAGAAAAUUGAGAUGACCCUUGAAGAAUAUGAGAAGAUGCAAGAAAAGAAGAAGUCUCUGGAGGCCUCUAAACCUGAGGAGAGGAGGGUUGCUGCUGUAGAUUUUGAGGGUCUCCAGCUCUUGGAGAAGAAGAAGAUUGAGGUUGAUGCUAAAUUGAAGGCGGAAAAUGUUCGCAAGGCAAAGGAGGCUGCUGCAAAGGAAGCUAAACCUCGCAAGGUCAGCAUCCAGGAGUAUCUGAAGAAUGAGGAUGGUUCAGCGUACGUACCUCCGACACCACCAAGGCGCCCUCAAUAUGGUGGCGGCUACAGGGGAGGCCGUGGGAAUGGUUCUUACAAUGGCCGCAGCAGCCGUGACAACAGCUCUGAGCGCCGGGUCUACAAUUCUGGCCGCGGCGAGAGUGCCAUCGUGUUCCACAACGUUGAGGCCAACGCCAACGACAGUGGCGCCCCAAGGAGGGGUGAGGGCUACAAUGGCGAGCGCCGGCAAGGCGGCUACCAGCAAGGCGGGUACAAUGGCGGCAGGGGCAACGGCAGGUACCAGGAGCGCCAGGACGCCGGGAGCAAGCAGCAGGGUGGCUACUACCAGGAGCGCAGGGAUGCCUACAAUGGUGACCGCCGGGAGCAAGGCGGGUACAACAAUGGUGGUGGCCGGGGCAAUGGUGGUUACCAGGAGCGCAGGGAUGGCUACAAUGGCGACCGCCGGCAGCAAGGCGGGUACAACGGUGGCCGUGGCAAUGGAGGUUACCAGGAGAACAAUGGUGGCCGUGGCCAGGAGCGCCAGGAUGCCUACAAUGGUGAGCGCAGGCAGCAAGGCGGGUACAACAAUGGUGGUGGCCGGGGCAAUGGUGGUUACCAGGAGCGCCAGGAGGGUGGUGAGCGCAGGCAGCAAGGUGGGUACAACAAUGGCGGCGGAUACCAGCAGGGCGGCAACUACAGGCAGUGGCAAGGUCCCAGGCCAAAGCAGGACAAGGAGUUCACACCGGCCGACUUCCCGGCUCUAGGUGGCGCAUCUCAGUCGCAGUCGCAGUCGCAGGCCCAGCCCCAGCCCCAGGCCUAGAUAGGUCUUUUUUUCUUUUCUUAUUAUUGCGAGGGAGAGAAGUUUAGAGUUGAGAAGAGGAGACAGUUUUGUAACGGAGCUACUACGUGGUAUCAUGUGUUGCACUGGUUUUAUUACAAGUUUUGGUGUUUACCUGUUGAUUGAUUUGAUU